Pecten maximus is the source of this 3798-nucleotide messenger RNA. Its product is annotated as elongation factor 2-like. Gene Ontology annotation, molecular function: translation elongation factor activity; ribosome binding; GTPase activity. Gene Ontology annotation, biological process: translational elongation. The transcript has 6 exons. Gene Ontology annotation, cellular component: ribonucleoprotein complex; cytosol. The record is from RefSeq and is a predicted model, not a curated record. Lineage: Eukaryota; Metazoa; Mollusca; Bivalvia; Pectinida; Pectinidae. Bases 124 to 924 code for a protein of 266 amino acids.
UUGGUAAAUUACAAAUAAAAUGUGAACGACAGUGACUGCUGUGUGCGCUUCUUUUUCAUAGUCGCCUUACCCAAAAGGCGCAGACAAGCGGGUCAAGUUUUUGAGGAGAAGAAAAAAGAGAAAAUGGUGAACUUUACGAUGGACCAGCUGCGGUCCGCCAUGGACCACCGGACCGGUAUCCGGAACCUGGCAGUGAUCGCCCAUGUUGACCAUGGCAAGACCACUUUGACCGACUCAUUGUUGGCUAAAGCUGGGGUGAUCAACACUGACCAGGCUGGAGACAAGUGUGCCAUGGACACCAGGAAAGAUGAGCAGCUUAAGGGCAUCACCAUUAAGUCCACUGCCAUUUCCCUACUGUAUGAGGUAGACCCAAAGUUAUUCCCGACCGGAUCAGAAGCUGGCCUGAAGGAAUGCAUUGUCAACUUGAUCGACAGCCCGGGUCACGUGGAUUUCUCCUCCGAGGUGACGGCCGCGCUGAGGGUAGCUGAUGGUGCCCUGGUUGUGGUGGACAGUGUUAGUGAAAUAAUAAAUUUGUUCUAUAUUCCUAGAGAGAUUGUUCCACCAACAGAUGUAUCGAAAGCGAAUGCUGCUGCAGCAGCGGUUAAUAAGGGGAAAACAAUAGGCACGGUGAUGGCUGUAUUUGGUGCGGCCAUCCUCGUGUGUAUACUCCUUAUUGUAUUCCAUAAAAAGGAGCGCAGAGACUCCUGUCUACAGAGGGUUCGCUCGGUAGUGAAGAAGGACACAGAGUACAGAUAUUCUAUGUUACCUGAUGCAAUUGGAAAUGAAGAUGAUGAAGACAUUUUAGGAGCAGCAAAUAAUACAGCUGAGCCAGACGAACCAAGGGAGGUAAACGCCAUUUCUAUUGAGAGGGACACAAAAGUGGAAAGUUACCAUGACGACAGUGAUGUAGACUUACUAGAGUGAAGUAAAACCAUGCUUGACUUUCUGUGAUAGAUUAUAGAGAGGUCUGAGCUCUCCGAUGUGAUAACUCAUACACAGAUGUAAUCUCUGUAAACAGCUUUCAAAUACCCAUUUCGUCGUUUCUGUGUCGCCCUGCUGUUCACUUUUUGUCUGGCUAAACUGUCACAUGCAAGUGCUAUAAAAUUACUACAUAUAACAUUUAUGUAUCAAAUAAAGUCGGCAUCAGUUCCACGCUAUUAGGAGACAAAAUCAAACAUACUGCAGCCUUUCAAAACAUGCACAUUCAUCACGAAUGUGCAUCUCCACACAGGGGAGGCCGUUCUAUUAAACAAUACAAAACCAAUACAUGUACAAAAUGUAUAUUGAAGUUUGGAUAUGUAAUGUUUUAUAUCUUAAAGUUUGGAUAUGUAGUGUAACAUUCUAUUUUACAGUAAUUCAAAAUAUAAAAUGAAUAUUGAACAAACCUUCGAAAACAAUAAGAUAGUUGUAUUGUUUACAAUGAGUAACAAUUGUUUUAAAAAAAUAAAAUGAGGUACCAGGAAUGUUUGGUUUUCCAGACAGGGUUUUGAAUAGCAAUUUCAUUGUUUGAUCCAUAGCAAUGAAAAAGACAAGUUUCCCUCCAAAAUAUCUAAACCUGCUUUUGGGUAUCCAGUUGAAACAGUUGAGUAGCAGACUUAGAUCACGACAGAGGAUGACAUCAUAGAAUAUAUGGCAGAUGAAGGUUGAGUGAUUCAGCAAUAACGGUUCAAAUUUGAAAGAUUGACUAUCCCAUAUUUGCAGCGGUUUUCCAUAAAAUCAAAAAAGAAAAAAAAAGUAUAGACAUAUAUAUAUUCAAGAGAUGUUAUAAAAUAUAAAAACACAAGGGGAAAAAUGUAUCUAAAGCUGUUUUGUUAAAUGUUAUUUAUAUAACAGGGAAUUCUGAAACUGUAUUUUGAAUGCCGCGCUGUCUUAUAACACAGGUUUACAUCUGGUCAAGUGCUUGUAUUUACCAAACAUUUUCUGUGUUUCCUUGUCUGUUUCAACUCGGUUAUGAAAAAGUGGCUAUGGACAUUAUAUUGAAUCCUCAUGUACCUUGUGGGUGUAUAUAUUGUUGGUUAUUUUAUUGUGUGUGAUAGAACGGAGAGAUUUGAAUACCUGGACUGGGUGUUGUAUCAUAUCUGAUACGCUUAAUGCAAGUGGAUAAGAGAGAUAGGAGAAAAGAGAAUGAAAGAUAGCUAAGAGAAGCAACUUGUGCAGCUUUGAAACCAUAAUAAAUGCAAAAUUUCACCUUUGUUGAAUAUUUUCAUAUUCAUACAGCAAAGUUGUGAUGAUGGUGUUUUGAUAUUCUUUGUAGAGAAUGUUAAUUCCUCAUUGAAUUUGUUUUCAAAGAAUGAAUGGAUUUAACUGUAAACAUUGAAGAGUGACAGUUUAACAAGGUGAAAUUUUUCAUUUUAAAGCAUAUUACUUGACAUAUAAUAUAUUUCGCUAUGUUAUCAUGUUUUUGAGAUAUUUUAUGAUCAUUUUAUAUCCUUGGGUUAAUGUUUCCAUGUGACAUGAUAUCAUUCCGUGAUGUUUAUGUUUUCCUGGUUAUACAUGUGUAUCAACAUCAUGCUUAUACUUUGUCCUGCUAAUAAACAUAUCCUUUUCAAUGGUGUAUAGAAAUCGGUUUCAGACUAUAAUUUAUUUGUUUAUUUUUUAUUUAUUUAUUUUUGCAUUCAUUGAAGGAAUUUGUUUAGCUCAUUAAAGUUGAUUUGCAUAAUCAUUCAAGAAUAAUUUUAUUAUUAGAGGUGUUUCCUUUCCAGAAAAAAAAGAUACGAAAAAAACUUUGUAGACCAGAUAAUAUUGUUAAACGGAGAUAAUGAAAUUAAAGGGAGAUAAUUUUACCCGAAAUUUAAGGGAGAUAAUUCAACCGAAAAUCAAAGGUAGAUUAUUUAACUGAAACAGAAAUUUUAUAGAAGCUUUAUGCGGCUUCAUGGCCCAAUAGGUCAUGUGGUAUUAAUUGCAGAUAUGUAAUAUCUAGAAAUUAAUGUAUGUACAUUUUAUAUUUAUCAAUUAUUAAUAUAAACACUUGGGAACCAGUUUGAAAUUACUUCAAUAUUAAUAUACAAUGUAAGUACUUUUUAUAGAUUCCAUAUUACAUGAACAAUUUGUUGCAUAUGCUUAAAUUUGGCAAAAGGACUGUUAGUGAGAUUAUAACUUAUGGUAAACAAUAGUCUAUCGUUAAAUGUGCAUGAAAUGCACCUGAAUAUUUUGUAGUGAAAUAGUAGUGAUUUAAUCCCCACCACUACACACAAAACAGUGUUACUGCUGUCUUAAACAAAACAAGUGUCAUCAGAUAUGUUCAGGAUUUUUCACAUUGCUCACUGGAUGAAUUUUUUGCUAGAUAUUAAUUUUUGAGAAUGACUUGUUCUCACAUUACAUAUCAUAUCUAAGCUUAAAGGUAUCCCUGUUAUGUUAACAGGUUAUUGCAAUUUAUCACUUACUUAGCUGCAAUAUUAACCAGGAUGUUUUGGUUUUUCAGGGAAAGAGUGAAGCCAUUUGCCUUCUAGAUUUUUUCCUUGUGUUCAUAUUCAUAUGAUUUAUUGUGAUAUUGAAUUAUAGUAUGUAUUCAUAUAACGUGGAUGCUCAUCUGUGUCCAAGUGUCCUCCAAUGCUGUCCGCCACUAAAACAUCUAACAGAAACAUUUUUCAUCAGCCGGUGUUCUCAAAAACUGACCAUACUAAUUGUUAAAUCGGCCAUGUUGACAGUUGCCUGUUACUGUGCCAUUGAUCUGUAUCCAUUAAAAAAAUCAUGACUGGCCAUUGUGAAGUUGGACCAAUGUGUGCUCAGUGGUGAUUUGGUUGAUUUUUUUUCCCGACAUGUAUUUCAUUAAAAUGACCUUAAAAGGUUAUAAAAGAU